AAGCCAUUAAGAAAAUUAUUAUUUCAAAAAUAGAGGAAACUGAUAUGAAAGUAGCACUUUGUAGUUGUGAUGCAAUUACUGUUAACUUGCCAAUUCUAACUGUACUUGGUGUUGUCGCUCAUUUGCCAGUUCAAGAUUUAUUAAAAUGUAAAACCAAUAAGAAUAGCA
Racocetra fulgida is the source of this 168-nucleotide messenger RNA. The record is from the annotation of a GenBank genome assembly. NCBI's taxonomy places the organism in Eukaryota, Fungi, Glomeromycota, Glomeromycetes, Diversisporales, Gigasporaceae.